Messenger RNA from Protopolystoma xenopodis, 636 nucleotides. The record is from the annotation of a GenBank genome assembly. NCBI's taxonomy places the organism in Eukaryota, Metazoa, Platyhelminthes, Monogenea, Polystomatidea, Polystomatidae.
AUGGCAAGUUCACUUGUGCCGGCCUCAUCGACGUCACCCACUUGUGGGCGGGACUUGAACCUCCCUCUGCUCGCCCCGGUUGAUGGUACCGCGGUCCGACUGCUCUGGGAUACGUCAGCUCUCCCCGCUCGUAUGAAAUUUGGCGCGAGGUUUCGUCUACAAUUUAUGGCCAUCUUAUCACCAUCUCCCAUCUUCCAUCUUCCAUCUACCACUUUGUCCCGUCGGUCUUCCACAGUUGGUCAGGACCGGCCCGAUUGCCUCAUCCUCCUCCAUCCUCCGCCCGCCCACCCCACCUGCCAACUUGCCAACCACAUGGCAGCGCAAACGUACAUAUUUCUUUGCGUUCACAUUCAACAAGUCUCCUUUUCAUCUCAACCAACUAUCCAUCCAUCCGGUCAACCAUCCAUCUUUCCAUCAAUCUCUCUCUCUCUCUCUCUCUCUCUCUUUUUGCCUACUCCUCGUCAUUUACAUUUGUCAUUUUGUCCAUGUCCUCGUGCAUUUUUUGCUUUAUCUGAAUUCCUGUCUCCGGCUGGUACCGGUUUAUUCCCUUUUUCCCUUCUACCCACCUCGACUCGUCAUGCCUUGAUUGCCAAGACGCAGUGUCCGUUCGCUAUUCUCCUUUUGGUGCUAACAUGA